This is a messenger RNA of Pseudo-nitzschia multistriata, 5690 nucleotides long. Lineage: Eukaryota; Bacillariophyta; Bacillariophyceae; Bacillariales; Bacillariaceae. The record is from the annotation of a GenBank genome assembly.
CAAGAUUUUGCCACCAAUAAAAUUUGAAAUUUUUCUCAAGUUCUCGAAAAAGCUUUCAUUUUACUUCCUGUCUUCCCUGAGGGCUGUUGGCAAGUGUUCAAAAGGGAAACGGCAUUGUAACCGCAGUAUCGAAGACAGAGAGAUAGACAUAGAGUGAUUUUCAGAAACUUUACUGAAUGAAAUGGAAGAGACGACAACAAAAGCUGGUGAUUUCUUCCUCGCAAAAGCGUCGCGCGUUGGAGGGCCUGUGACAUGUGUUGCAUUUUCUCCCUCGAAGGCUCCAACGGGUAAAGGCGGUCAGCAACAGUCAAAGUUCUUCUUUGUAGCACAAGGUCCAUAUUUGACACGCUAUAACGAUAACGACAAUAAUCUCUCGGGAGGAAAUUGCAAUGAUAACAAUGACCAAGCGAAUCAACCACAACAGCUACUAGUUCUCCCUGACGACAAAGCACGGCCACGAGGGGGAGGGACUAUUCACGGAAUCAGUUUUCUCAAUGACGAGAAACACGGCUGUGCGCAAUGGGAUGCAGUGGUAUAUGGAGGAAAACGGCUCGCAUUCUGUAAUCUCAUGGGUAUAAAAGUUGGACGAUGGGAUACCUUCCAAUCGUCAACRGAGAGUGUUCCAAAUCCAAUGUCCUCGAGCGCGCCCUUCCUCGAGUUGGACGAUUGGGUUUGGAAUGUAAAGAUCUUUCCCAAACAGUCAUAUGGCGACGACAACAAUAAAACACAUGGGACAAGCAAAUCAAAAAUAAGUUUGGUAGUCGGUUUUGCUCGCCACAUGAUCGAAAUAUGGAAUGUAGAAAAUUCUGCCACUGGUAAUACCGACGAUGCAAUUCUCUCGACUCGUUUGCGUCGUUUCUUUCUGAAUCCAGCCACCGUUGUUACAUCAAUGGAUUUCAUAUUCCUCAACCGAGAGUACCAAAGCAAAUGUACUGAUAAGACGAGAGAUGAUAACGAAAGAAUUGAUACUCUUUGGAUUGCAGCAGGUACUUCUUUUCACAAAAUAUGGAUAUCAUGCAUUUCAAUUGAGGACAUUCUCGAAAAAGGCGAGAAGGAAGACAAUUCAGCCAAUUUAUCAGUUGAAAACGUUGACAGCGCAAACUAUCGGUCUCUAGGUUCUCAUUUACUUCAAGGCCACUCGGGGGUGGUCCACAGUGUUAGAUGGUUUCAAGACGGUGUCAAUAUUUCUCUUGCCUCGACCUCCGACGAUCGUAGCGUUCGAAGAUGGGUAUGGGAUGAGGCCGAUGGGCAAUGGAUGGAAAAAUGGACGGGAUGGGGUCACUCGGCUAGAGUUUGGAAUAUAUCGACGAUAUAUGCUUCUAAUGGAUUGUCUGUAUCAUCCCCAUCAUCAACAGCUUUUAUGUUGAUAUCUGUAGCCGAGGACGGAACAGCUAGAGUUUGGUCAGCCGAAUCCGGAGAAACAUUGGCCUGCAUUCAUCACCCCACAUCUCUUUGGACGGUUGAUACACGGAAAACCGAUGAUGAUGGGAAUUUUAUCAUCGGUGCAGUAGAUGGAAUCUCGGCCAUUUACAAUGUACACGAUUAUGUAACGGGUAGAGACGGUCUUAAAAUUGAUUGCGUUGCUGUUCCCGACGAUCGGCCACCAUUAAUGAGUGGCAAAUCAAAUUGUCUCAUCAAAAGCAUAGCACCAGGAAAGGAGAAAAAUGAAGACUCCGACAUCGUACCAAAAAAGAAGAAGAAAAAGACGAAAAAUAAGAUACAGUCACAAGUUAUUGUCGGUAUGAAAUGUUGGAAAGACGCAUCAUCGGAAAGUACUCCGAAAAUAUUGGUUGCGACACGGCAGGGAUCUUUGUUCACUUUCGAUAUUCAUCAUGAAAACUGGCAGACCUGUGAUCCAUGGUGGCAGCCAUCAAUUGGGGAAAGCUAUGGAAUUCAAGCCAAUGAUGGAAACUGUUUGGCUGUACUCGAUAGGCUAUCUGCAGUAGCCAUUGGCACGGCUCGAGGAGACAUUAUAAUURCAUCAACCCGGCAAGAGAAGAUAAAGAGUCACACCAUACUUCAUGCAAGUAAACUCAGAGCAGUACAAGGUUUGACAUUUUAUAACCCUUCCUGUCUCAUCUCGUUCCACGUUCGCACAGUUGCAUUUUGGAAAGUGAAAUUUGAUGAUAUAUUUACUACAUCAGACAUGCAACCCGAUUGCGUUCUUCAGGUCGAAACAAAAGGAAUACCCCAAUGCUGUGCCUACGACCAAGAGAAUGAACGUAUUAUUAUAGGAGACUCCAGGGGGAACCUUUCAUAUUACCAAAUCAUCAAUGAUGAGUUUAACGGUGGAGGACAAAAUCAUUGGAAUCCAAUUUGUGUACUCACAAGGGUACACCAAAAACAGCAUAUUACGUCGAUAAAAUGGCUGAAUAAAAAUACCAUCCUAUCUGCUGGCAAUGAUGGCUGCCUACACGUUUCUUAUUUGGACGGAGAUAUUCUUCAAAGGGGUUGGAGCUAUUCUGCCCCUUCCCUGACUGGGAUCACAAAAAUCAUCACAGAUAAAUCAUCAAUUGGUGAGGAAUCGUAUUCAGGACCAAUCGUUGUGGCUGGAUACCACGGAAAUAUCUACCGAGUGAUGGAUAUGGAUUCAGGAUAUGAAUAUAUUCGAUGUGACACCGGAGGACGACAACGGAUCCUCGACUGUAGGUUCAUUAUCGAUGAGUGCAACAUUGCUGGGAGAUCCCUCGACUAUCAAUUACUAGUGUGUCAGGCACAGAAAGAUGGAUCAAAUGUUAUUUACGUUCAAAAUUCCUUCCCUCAGUUUGUACCAAAGCUUUUAGACAAUCCUAAAAAGCUAACAGCAGGGGUCAAACUACAUGGAGAAACCAUCUUUGAGUCGACAUUUUUUAACCUGGCGAGCAAAGAUCUGAUAUUUCUAGUGACUGCCAGUGAAGAUUGCAGUUCAAGAAUAUCGUCAUGGAAAGGUGGUGAAAUUGUAGAUUCGGUUCAGUUGACACCGCAAGAGUCAUGUUGUCGUUGCGUCGCAGUGAGCCAAAUAGACAAGAAAUCAGUAUUGUUGAUCGUUGGUGGUGGUAAGCUCGCUUUGCAAUUCUUUCUGGUUAAGGAACGUAGAAAUUGUUCGGAUACUAAGUCUACAAGAGAUCUACAAAUCACCUUCAUUGGAAACGGUCUAACAUCUAAGAAAGGAGCCUCGAUUGAUCAUCGAAUUAAUUCGAUCUGCGCUCUUCCACUCUCUGAUGAUGAUAGUCGAUUCCACCUUGUCCUAGCUGGAGAUUCAGAAGGCUGCUCCCAUGCGUUCCUAGUGUCUGAAGACAACAACCAAGACAACAGGAGUCCGCGUGGCCUUCUUGUUCCAACGACGAGUGAAAGGCCAAUUCUUUCUAUCAAAAUGCUUGUCGUAUGUAAAAGGAUUUUGAUCCUGAUGGGGACGACUGGUGGUGAAAUAGACUUGUUUGAUCUACCAGCAUCUCUUCCUCAACUUCAAGAAUCUUGGGAGGAUUUUCAGAGUUUAUGGAGUCCAAUCGGAAGGUAUCAAGGACAUCAAAUGGGUACGAAUACGAUAAGUGUUCAAGUUCUAUCGUCUGUUAAUAGCACGACUCGUGCCAUUUUAUCAAUUGUUUCGGGAGGUGAUGAUCAAGCAUUGUGUGUUAGCCGAAUCAGUGUUCAACAAACGGGCGAGAUCAAUCCUUGCCUACAGCUUGUACAGGAACCUAACCUGAAAGUUAUACCGGAAGCCAGCUUUUCUGCCAUCAAAGGUGUAUCGCAUGUAAGGUUUCAUCAUCAGAGAUACCUUCUCUCUGUAGGGUACAGUCAGCAGCUCUCCGUUUGGAAAAUUGAUGACGACGACGAUAUGAUAUUGGAAUGCACGUCAAAACUACCCGUGGAUCUUGGAGACGUGAAUUGCAUUGCUGUUCACCAAUCUUUUGACGAAUCUAGCUACCUGGUUGCCGUCUGUGGUAUGGGAGUAGAGGUGUUCCGAAAGGUUAUGUCGAUAUGACUUACACAAUGGAUCGAAAUCGAUGGCUUGUACGUUAAAUACGAUCGAACAAGUUUCCCCACAAAAAGGUGAACUAUCCUUCUUGUGGCUCUCAACAACAAUUAUCAUGAACUUAGUCUAGUAAACGAUGUCUCUACCGAAAUUUUGAGAUACGCUAUUAGGUAGUGACGGGAAACUAUGAUUCGUUCGUUUGCUUUGUUACAGCAUUCGAUUUAUUAGAUUUUUUUCAAGCUGAUCUGAAAAGCUUUGUUUUUUAAUGCGAAGAUGCCACACUUGAAGCGCCGAAGCCAAAGAUCCAGGUGCUGGUGAAGGCUUUUCUUUUUCUUCACCUUUAUACGUCUUAUUUGCACCGCCCUCGCUGACGUCGAAGAAACUUUGAUACAAGAGAUGGCAGUUCUGUUGUCGCUCUUGAAUCUGUUUCGGUGAGAUGGCUCGGAGAAUGCGGGGGAGAUCCACGAUACGAGCCUGACUGACACGAAUCACACAGUCGGACCAAUCGACUUCUGGGUAAAAAGGUGGUAUAAUUUCGGGAAGGAGAAUCGGAAUUGCUCCGGCAGAAAGCACCUCGGUCAAUCGAAAUGAAGUGACGUGGGAUCCACCGGGACAGAAUGCAAAGGUAGAGUUGAUCAUCAAAUCGUCGAAAUUGCUUUGCGAAGGAUUAUCAUACAGCGAGUAUGUCACAGWAUCGCCAAACAAUGUCUUGUGCUUGCAUUGAACAUCAAUGACCACAUCUGAUUCAUCAUUCAAGUAUUCAGCUGCGAGCCAUCGGUGUUGAUAAUAGGGCUGCAACGUAUCUUGAAUAGAUCCUUUGAAUGAUAGCAAAUAUUUACGCGGUCUGUGUAUUCCUCCUGCGAGGUAUCCAACUUUCCAAACAGCGGCUAGUGGCAAAGGAAUGUCGUAGCCGGGACGGAUUUGUGCUUCCGUCAAUGCAACAGAUCCUAGCGCAGCCAUAUCGUAAUGCAAAUUUUCGGUUAUCGGUUUUGUCACGCCAUAGACGUAGUGAUUUGUCCCAAGAUUCCACGAAGGUGAUUGCUUGGCUAGUUUCAGAUCGUCUUGGUGAACAAUCAGCAAACAAGCCAUGCCAGGGUCCUUUACGAUGCGGAUGCUAAGUGUAGAAAGUUCGUCACCAUUGAAUACGUCUUUCAAUUCCACUCGAGCUUGACCUGGAUAGGCAAAAACCGGGAGCGGUUUGAUCAAGCUUUGUUCCUUGGUAUCUGUGUCGUUGGCACCCACGGUGUGAGUUGUGCAUCGAUUCAUAUCAAAGCAAGGUUUUGAUAGUGAAAGGCAUUGUGGCUGUUCGUAUUCCACUUUGCGGACCUUGCCGACACCAUAUGACGUGAUCAGUCUCACCGGGAGAGAACUCUUAGUAAAGGGGUCAUAACUACUUGCUGAUCUUGGUUUUGGAUCUUCCCACCCCUGAUAUUCAAAGGCUUGGCAUUUCCCUCGAGGUUUCAACAACGGACAGCUUUCCCAUUCCGAAAAUAGAUCCUCUCCACAAUCACGACAAAUCCAAGUCCCGAAGAACGACGCCCUAGAAGAAAAAAAGAUCCAGGAGAGCAAUUUUUUGUAAUAAUAAAAGUUGGUUGGUUGCCAGCGACAGCUCUUGCCUCUCGUCAAAGAAUCAGACUCUCCGUCCUCUGUUCCCCCGUACGACGGUUUAAGUCGAACCCAGCCAUUGAUGUUUUGCAAUGUUGCCAUUGACGUCGUAGAAUAGACAUCUCCACUUCUU